CCUGGUGACCAGAGAGGUGCCUAGCACUCUCUUCUGCAGAUUAUUCACCCAACCUGAAACAAUUUGAACCUUCUCAAUUGUCGGUUGACUUGCGACCACUUUUUCAGUGCCGGUCAUGGAUGACCUUCAGUCCCUGGAGCUCUUUUCGCUCGUUUCGCGAAUUACCAGCGAACUCCAGAACCACUUGGGUAUCAAUGACAAGACAUUAGCUGAAUUUGUGAUUGACCAGCACUUAAAAUGUGACUCCUUCUCGAAGUUUAAAGCGACCCUGGACGAGAUGGGCGCGGAGUUCCCUCAGAGCUUGAUGGAGAGUAUUGAUCGUUUAGUGCUCACCAUGCACCCGAAAUACAAGGCGAGGAAAGCGGAUGAUGCUGGCAAGGCUGAGGGAGAUGACGAUAUGGAUGCACUCGAUGCACUCGAAAAGAAGGCGCGCGUAUUCAAAGGUUUAGCUGUUCCUGACAAGGCGCCCCAGUGGGAUGAAGACGAUUACACGGAUAGGAAAAAUGCAGAUGAAAGUGAUGCCAAGGCCGAUGCAAUGGAUGAUACAUUUGCAAUGCUUGAAGGGCUCGCAGGAAAGGCUCGAGAAGAGAAGGGUUGCACAACGGAGGAGACUCGGAGCAGCAGGAAACGAAGCAGAAGCCCACGAUACGACGAUUACGAACGUGGGCGCCGUCGCAAGGAUAAAUAUCGUUCGCGGUCGAGGUCACAUAGCCCACGUUAUCGUAAAAGAGAUGACGACGUCGACGAAUUCGGCCGAUCUCGAAAGAAGUAUUCUAGUCGGGAUGAAGUGCGCAAUGGCCACAGUGAGCGGCGGCGUCGGCGUGACCGGAGCCAGGAGGAUGACCAUUUUCGGAAACCCCCUCCUGUCGAACUGGAUGAUGCCCCGAUAUUGUACAAGGUCUAUGAUGGGCAUGUCACAGGAGUGAAGGAUUUUGGGGCCUUCGUGAACCUUUUAGGCGUCAAAGGAAAGGUGGAUGGCCUCGUACACGUUUCUGCGAUGCAAGAAGGAGCGCGAGUAAAUCACCCGUCUGAUCUAGUUUCCAGAGGUCAACCAGUAAAAGUCAAGGUUAUCAGUAUACAGGGGUCUCGCAUUGGACUGUCGAUGAAGGAAGUUGAUCAAGUGACUGGACUUGAUCUUAUCCCGCAACGCCGACUUGCGUCAGGUGCCAACAUGGAACGCCUCGAUGGUACCUCAGCGAAGGAGCGAUACGGUAACUUGAGUUCGGAGGUGCCUGUCAUCGAGGAAUCAGACGGUAGGCCCAUGAAAAAUCGAAAGCGCUUGACUUCACCUGAGAGGUGGGAAAUUAAGCAGCUUAUCUCAUCUGGCGCUGUGUCAGCGGCCGACUACCCCGAUCUUGAUGAAGAGUAUCAUGCUACGCUGGCAGGCGAGGGCACAUUCGAAGAGGAAGAAGAUGUUGAUAUCGAAGUUCGAGAUGAAGAACCGCCCUUCUUGGCUGGCCAAACUAAGAUGUCCUUGGAGCUAUCCCCUAUCAGAGUUGUCAAAGCUCCAGAUGGAUCUAUGAAUCGAUCAGCUAUGGCGGGUACCAACUUGGCUAAAGAACGAAGAGAUCUUCGGCAACAGGAGGCUCAGGAUAAGGCUGCAGAGCGAGCUGCGGAUGUUGAUCUUAAUGCACAAUGGCAAGAUCCUAUGGUCGCACCAGAAGAUCGGAAGUUUGCAGCUGAUCUUCGUACGGCACAGCAACCUAAGCCUGAUGACGCUGUGCCUGAGUGGAAACGAGUUACAAUGGGCAAGAAUCAGUCUUUCGGCAAGCGAACUUCCAUGUCGAUUAAGCAGCAACGUGAAAGUCUGCCGGUCUUUAAAUUCCGCAAGCAGCUUCUUGAUGCUGUUCGUGACAACCAGUUGCUGAUUGUUGUCGGAGACACCGGAUCCGGAAAGACUACGCAGCUGACGCAGUACCUAGCUGAAGGUGGCUACGGAAAUAAUGGCAUUAUAGGAUGUACACAACCUAGACGUGUGGCUGCAAUGUCUGUUGCCAAACGUGUAGCUGAAGAAGUUGGCUGCAAGCUCGGUGCGGAGGUUGGAUAUACCAUUCGUUUCGAAGACUGCACUAGCCCGGAGACGCGAAUCAAGUAUAUGACUGAUGGAAUGCUCCAAAGAGAAGUUCUCCUGGAUCCAGACUUGAAGAAAUACUCUGUUAUCAUGCUUGAUGAGGCGCAUGAGCGGACAAUCGCGACUGAUGUCCUUUUUGGGCUGUUGAAGAAGACUCUAAAGCGGAGGCCUGAUCUUCGACUUAUCGUUACUUCCGCUACACUAGAUGCAGAGAAGUUCUCAGAAUACUUCAACGGAUGCCCCAUCUUCUCAAUUCCUGGACGUACAUUCCCUGUCGAGAUUAUGUAUUCAAAGGAGCCGGAGUCCGACUAUCUGGAUGCGGCCCUGAUCACAGUUAUGCAGAUUCACUUAACAGAGCCCUCUGGUGACAUGCUUCUCUUCUUGACUGGACAGGAAGAGAUUGAUACUGCGUGUGAGAUUCUGUACGAACGAAUGAAAGCGUUAGGUUCUUCUGUACCAGAGCUUGUUAUCCUGCCUGUCUACUCUGCUCUUCCUAGCGAGAUGCAGAGUAGGAUUUUUGAACCUGCGCCCCCUGGGGGUAGGAAAGUUGUUAUUGCGACUAACAUUGCUGAGACAUCCAUUACAAUUGACAACAUCUACUAUGUCAUUGAUCCUGGGUUUGUGAAGCAAAACGCUUAUGACCCGAAACUCGGCAUGGACUCUUUGGUGGUAACCCCUAUCUCACAGGCGCAGGCCAAGCAACGGGCCGGUCGUGCAGGCAGAACGGGCCCAGGAAAGUGUUUCCGUUUAUAUACCGAAGCAGCCUACCAAUCAGAAAUGCUGCCAACCACGAUCCCCGAAAUCCAGCGACAGAAUCUCUCACAUACGAUUCUCAUGCUUAAAGCUAUGGGUAUCAAUGAUCUCCUUCAUUUCGAUUUCAUGGACCCACCUCCGACCAACACUAUGCUUACUGCGUUAGAGGAGCUCUACGCUCUAUCUGCGCUCGAUGACGAAGGUCUUUUGACUCGGCUAGGUAGGAAGAUGGCAGACUUCCCCAUGGAACCAGCACUUGCCAAGGUCCUCAUCGCAUCAGUCGAUAUGGGAUGCUCCGAAGAAAUGCUUAGCAUUGUUGCCAUGCUCUCUAUUCAAUCGGUCUUUUACAGACCCAAAGAGAAGCAGCAGCAGGCAGACCAAAAGAAAGCGAAGUUCCACGACCCACAAGGCGAUCACCUGACUCUGCUCAAUGUGUAUAACGGUUGGAAAAACUCGAAGUUCAACAACGCUUGGUGUUUCGAGAACUUCAUUCAGGCACGUCAGAUCCGUCGCGCUCAAGAUGUUCGCCAGCAGCUUCUUGGUAUCAUGGACCGAUACCAUCACCGGAUCGUCUCAUGCGGAAGGAACACCACGAAGGUGCGUCAAGCACUGUGUACCGGGUUUUUUAGAAAUGCAGCGCGCAAAGAUCCCCAGGAAGGAUACAAAACACUUGUUGAGGGUACACCCGUGUAUAUGCAUCCCAGUUCUGCAUUGUUUGGCAAGCCGGCUGAGCAUGUCAUCUAUCAUACGUUGGUUCUUACAACAAAGGAAUACAUGCAUUGCACAACAGCUAUUGAGCCCAAAUGGCUUGUCGAGGCAGCCCCAACCUUCUUCAAGGUCGCACCCACUGAUCGUCUGUCGAAGCGUAAGAAGGCCGAGCGUAUCCAACCUCUACACAAUCGCUUUGCGGGCGAGGAUGAUUGGCGUCUGUCUGCGCAGAGACGUCAAGGUAGAGGUGGUGGAGGAGGAACCUGGGGUUAAUUUCAUACAUCUUUUGAUCUCAUCAUGCCAUGUUGCCAUUGUUUAGGUAUAUACGAUUCCUGCCGUUUUAACAACAAUACCCAGAUUAAAGUGUUUUUCAUUGAAGGCUAAGAGAAUGAUGGAAGUACCAUUAGAUUCCCCUAAGAAUGAGACUUGUACAUGUUCAAAAUGAUACUUGAAU
This is a messenger RNA of Aspergillus alliaceus, 3986 nucleotides long. RefSeq names its product putative RNA helicase-like splicing factor (HRH1). NCBI's taxonomy places the organism in Eukaryota, Fungi, Ascomycota, Eurotiomycetes, Eurotiales, Aspergillaceae. The transcript has a single exon. Gene Ontology annotation, molecular function: ATP binding; RNA binding. Gene Ontology annotation, biological process: spliceosomal complex disassembly. Gene Ontology annotation, cellular component: intracellular anatomical structure; catalytic step 2 spliceosome. The record is from RefSeq and is a predicted model, not a curated record. Bases 116 to 3805 code for a protein of 1229 amino acids.